AUCCCAGCCUGGCUGGCGCCCAACAUGGGCUGGUGUAAAGAAGGAACCUGGCCUCAAGGCUCCAGGCCCUGGCUAGAGGGAGCGGGGAGUCUGGACUUCAGGCUGGGUCCCUUCCUCUUCCUGGAGCGGGUGCCGGCCCCCAACCCGCUUGCGUCAGGGACAAAAGGACUCCUUCCCUUUCCAGCCUGGAAAGCCCCUCUGCUGCAGGCUGGAGGAAGGGACCCUGGGCCCAGCCUAUAGUCAGUGGCGUCUAUGGGCAUGGAUCUGGACGGGGAGAAGGACAAAGCAGCCUCCAUCCACAGUUCAUUCCGGGACCAGGCCCUUGCAGGCGCGCGCUGGGCUCUUGUGGGAAGACGCUAAGGGCCCCAGGACAGACCUCGUCUCUGGGCAUCCGGGUUCCUAGAUGGCAGAGGUGGCAGAGUGGGGUGGGGUGGCCCAAUUGGGAGCCUUAGCCUCCGGCAAAGAGCUGAGCACAGCACAUCUGCAAUGUGUAAGAUUCUCCUGGGAGACCAGGGCCCAGCUGGCGGUGAGCUGGGGGAAGUGGGUGCUGCUGCGGUGGGAGGAGCCACCUGGCCCUCUGGGGAAGUGUACUCGCUGUCCGCAGUGCCCAGGCCUGGGUAGCUGGGUGGGGGCUGGGGGGGCAUCUCCGCUUAGGGUGCCCGCACCUGGGCCUUCUCUGCCCUGGACCAAGCCUGCCCGCGCCUCCCCGUCCUCUGCCUGCCCAGGUGGACAUCUCUGGGCCUCUCUGGAGACCAGUGGGCUGGGCUGGGGGUCGUUGUAUUGCCCUGGCUUGGCACUCCUCUUGUGGCUGUACCCCUCCCAGCAGCCCCAGGACUAGCAAGUCCCCGAGAUGGGGGUGGGGACAGUGGUUGAUGCCAAAGGUUGUGGGGGCAGGGGCGGGGCAGGAGCAGGAAGGUCCCCUGAGUUCCCUCACCUUGGGCAGAGAUAAAAGGAGCACAGUUCCAGGCGGGGCUGAGCCAGGGCGCAGCUGUGAUUUCAGGGCACCUCUGGCGGCUGCUGUGAUUUGAGAAUCUCGGGUCUCUUGGCUGACUGAUCCUGGGAGACUGUGGAUGAAUAAUGCUGGGCACGGCCCCACCCGGAGGCUGCGGGGCUUGGAGGUCCUGGCCGGGAUGGCUCUGCUCGCUGCCCUCUGGCUCCUGUGGCUGCUGGGGUCAGCCCCUCGGGGUACCCCGGCACCCCAGCCCAUGAUCACCAUCCUUGUCUGGCACUGGCCCUUCACUGACCAGCCCCCAGAGCUGCCCAGCGACACCUGCACCCGCUACGGCAUCGCCCACUGCCACCUGAGUGCCAACCGAAGCCUGCUGGCCAGUGCCGACGCCGUGGUCUUCCACCACCGCGAGCUGCAGACUCGGCGGUCCCACCUGCCCCUGGCCCAGCGGCCGCAAGGGCAGCCCUGGGUGUGGGCCUCUAUGGAGUCGCCUAGCCACACCCACGGCCUCAGCCACCUCCGCGGCAUCUUCAACUGGGUGCUGAGCUACCGGCGUGACUCGGACAUCUUUGUGCCCUAUGGCCGCCUGGAGCCCCACGGGGGGCCCUCCCCACCGCUGCCAGCCAAGAGCAGGGUGGCUGCCUGGGUGGUCAGCAAUUUCCAGGAGCGGCAACUGCGUGCCAGGCUGUACCGGCAGCUGGCGCCUCAUCUGCGGGUGGAUGUCUUUGGCCGUGCCAAUGGACGGCCACUGUGCGCCGGCUGCCUGGUGCCCACCGUGGCCCAGUACCGCUUCUACCUGUCCUUUGAGAACUCUCAGCACCGUGACUACAUUACGGAGAAAUUCUGGCGCAACGCACUGGUGGCUGGCGCUGUGCCAGUGGUGCUGGGGCCCCCACGGGCCACCUACGAGGCCUUCGCGCCGGCUGAUGCCUUUGUGCACGUGGAUGACUUUGGCUCAGCCCGAGAGCUGGCGGCUUUCCUCACUGGCAUGAACGAGAGCCGAUACCGACGCUUCUUUGCCUGGCGUGACAGGCUCCGCGUGCGACUGUUCACCGACUGGCGGGAACGUUUCUGCGCCAUCUGUGACCGCUACCCGCACCUGCCCCGCAGCCAAGUCUAUGAGGACCUUGAGGGCUGGUUUCAGGCCUGAGCUCCGCUGGCCGGGGGAGGUGGGUGUGGGUGGAAGGGCUGGGUGUCGAAAUCAAACCACCAGGCAUCCGGCCCUUACCCGCAAGCAGCGGGCUAACGGGAGGCUGGGCACAGAGGUCAGGAAGCAGGGGUGGGGGUGCAGGUGGGCACUGGAGCAUGCAGAGGAGGUGAGAGUGGGAGGGAGGUAACGGGUGCCUGCUGCAGCAGUCGGGAGGGGAAAGGCUGCCGAGGACCCUCCCUACCCUGAACAAAUCUUGGGUGGGUCAAGGCCUGACUGGAAGAGGGUGAAAGGCAGAGCCCUUGGGGCUGGGGGCACCCCAGCCUGCAGUUUGUGGGGGCCAAACCUGGGACCCCGAGCUUCCUCUGUAGCAGAGGCACUGUGGUCCCCGAGACACAGGCACAGGUCCCCGCCACAUCCACAGUUCUGAGGUCCCUGUGUGUAGGCUGGGGCAGGGCCCAGGAGACCACGGGGAGCAAACCAGCUUGUUCUGGGCUCAGGGAGGGAGGGCGGUGGACAAUAAAGGUCUGACCAGUG
Messenger RNA from Symphalangus syndactylus (siamang), 2633 nucleotides. RefSeq names its product fucosyltransferase 7 (gene FUT7). Gene Ontology annotation, cellular component: membrane. Lineage: Eukaryota; Metazoa; Chordata; Mammalia; Primates; Hylobatidae. The record is from RefSeq and is a predicted model, not a curated record. Gene Ontology annotation, molecular function: alpha-(1->3)-fucosyltransferase activity.